Messenger RNA from Nothoprocta perdicaria, 457 nucleotides. Its product is annotated as serine/threonine-protein kinase WNK4-like. Gene Ontology annotation, cellular component: cytoplasm; cytosol. Gene Ontology annotation, molecular function: chloride channel inhibitor activity; protein serine/threonine kinase activity; ATP binding. The annotation marks the transcript as partial. Lineage: Eukaryota; Metazoa; Chordata; Aves; Tinamiformes; Tinamidae. The record is from RefSeq and is a predicted model, not a curated record. The transcript has 3 exons. Gene Ontology annotation, biological process: intracellular signal transduction; positive regulation of potassium ion import across plasma membrane; negative regulation of sodium ion transport.
GCUUCAAGGUGAUGAAGCCCAAGGUGCUGCGGAGCUGGUGCCGGCAGAUCCUGCGCGGGCUGCACUUCCUGCACACGCGCGCGCCGCCCAUCAUCCACCGCGACCUCAAGUGCGACAACAUCUUCAUCACGGGCCCCACGGGCUCCGUCAAGAUCGGCGACCUGGGGCUCGCCACGCUCAUGCGCACCUCCUUCGCCAAGAGCGUCAUCGGCACCCCGGAGUUCAUGGCGCCCGAGAUGUACGAGGAGCGCUACGACGAGUCGGUGGACGUCUACGCCUUCGGCAUGUGCCUGCUGGAGAUGGGCACCUCGGAGUACCCCUACUCGGAGUGCCAGAACGCCGCGCAGAUCUACCGCAAAGUCACCAGCGGCAUCAAGCCCGCCAGCUUCGACAAGGUGACGGACCCCGAGGUGAAGGAGAUCAUCGAGGGCUGCAUCCGGCAGAACAAGGCGGACAG